This is a messenger RNA of Exophiala spinifera, 1893 nucleotides long. RefSeq lists its product as uncharacterized. The transcript has a single exon. The record is from RefSeq and is a predicted model, not a curated record. NCBI's taxonomy places the organism in Eukaryota, Fungi, Ascomycota, Eurotiomycetes, Chaetothyriales, Herpotrichiellaceae. Bases 1 to 1893 code for a protein of 630 amino acids.
AUGGGUCGCGACGAAUUCCCCUCGUCAGGACACGGUCGGCGCGACUCGGACUUGCCUUCAUAUCCGCCGAAAGAUUCUCACUUCCUGACGAGUCCACCCAGCGGAGGCAAGAAGAUCAUAUUUGGGACAGUGGCCCUCAUCGUGGUUCUCAUGUUGGGACUGGCAAGUUUGGCACUGGGCUUGGUGCUCGCCCACGAGGUGAAAGAGCCCUCAGCGACGGCGAACAAUGCCCUGGCAAAUCGAGGAACGAAACUCGACAGCGAUGCUUACUAUGUCAACUUCAAUCCGACAACUCUUGUGACGAUUGCUUCAUGGUCCAGCACUGUAGCACCUCUACUCACCGUUUGCGCCAUGACACUCGUGUCUUUUCCCAUCGCCAAACAACUGAAGGAGCACUCGCAAAUAGCAGACCGAGACUUACCGACGCCGUACCAAUUCGGCAUGCUCUUGGAAUCCAUGACAGGCGGUAUCACCCCUUUGUUGAACUUGGUGGCAUAUCGGAGUUGGCCGAACAAGGAGAAGAUGGCUUCCAGCGUGCGUAAUGCGCUGAUCCUUUUGACUCUGUUUACAGUUCUAGGAUACACCAUCGCAGCCGUCGAUACAUGGCUGCACUUGGUGAUCGAAGCAAUCAAUAUCGAAAUAGUCGAGCCACAAUCCCCCAUCAUGGCUCUUGGACGCGGUCUGCCGGAUGGUCCUUGUUCGACGCAAUCAUCAGCUAGUUUUAAUGCGGGCGACUGCAUCAUCAGCGAUCAAGGGAAAGUGUUCCUUGUCGGAGCAAACGAAGCCGCUCGAGUCAUGUCCAAUACAUCGAGCACCAACGCAGUCUAUGAUGUCCUCAUCAACAACAUGCGCAUGGCCUAUUUGGGGCCGGCUGAUAACCCUGAUGGACUCGAUUACAGGGCAGAAUCCCUUGCCAUGCACACCACCUGCACCCAAAUCGGUCGCCAAUGCGGCCUCCAUGCUGAGACCGGAGAGUUGGAGCCUUUCACAUGCACAGACGCCUUCUAUGGGAAUCUGGCUGUGCCCAGUAUCAACGGCGAAGAGAACGAUGUUGUGACUGGACUUCCUUUUCGGAGUGCUGGCAUUGUAUUCUUCCGCAAUGCGGCACUGACGGAUCUAGCAAACGCUUCAUCAGAGUCUGGGAACGAAACUUACCUCAUGCGACCGAGCAAUCCUCACCACAUUGGAGUUUGGGCUCACGUCGAACUGCCCGCCACCGGUGACCAGACUGCAGACGGCAAUGUUGUUGUCCCAAGCCAGGGUGGCACUAGCUGGCUUCUGAAUUGCACUGCCACUGCGUAUCAGAUCAGUUACGACUUCCUCAAUGGAAGCGUACAACAUGCAACCGCGGAAAUGGCGAAUGGCUCUGUGGGGACAAUCCUCAACGCGGGAAACUACUAUGGCUUCGGCAAGGUUGCGCUAGAAACGGCUGCAUAUUCGGCGUCACAGUACAACGACACAGAACAGAUGGCAGAUUCGUGGGCACAGGCUUACUCGAGAGCCGCUUUGGCCCUGAGUUCUGGCAUUAUGAGUGGCAGAGCUGACCUGGAAGAGCAACAGCGAAGCACAAAGUUGGUUGCGAGAGUUCCCAAGGCACCUCUGUACGCUCUCGUGGGGUUGAAUUCACUGUAUGCUGCCGUAGGCGUAUUGCUAGCCAUCAUAGCACUGCGUUCACACCCAAAAGACUCAAAUGGAAUACGGGAGCGAUUGAGUACUUCCGGGUUGGUGGCGGCUCAUUUUGAAGGCGAGAGAGCGGAGCAGGCAGUUGGCAAAAAGCGUGAAAUGUUUGGCGAGUACGAAGGUGUGAGUACAGGCAGAGUGGGGAUUGAACAGAGCAAACAUGGCGGAUAUGCAUUCAGGUUGAGGCAGGGAAUCCAAGGGAGAGUGGACUGA